Molecule: messenger RNA, 3475 nt
Organism: Populus trichocarpa (black cottonwood)
Lineage: Eukaryota; Viridiplantae; Streptophyta; Magnoliopsida; Malpighiales; Salicaceae
Product: receptor-like protein kinase FERONIA
Exons: 1
Coding region: 579-3263 (894 amino acids)
Biological process (GO): protein phosphorylation
Molecular function (GO): ATP binding; protein kinase activity
Source: RefSeq, a predicted model, not a curated record
GAACUAUCUAGUGUCUUUAACAAAAUUAAUUGACUGGCAACUACUCAAGCCAACACAAGUUGGUUUCUUUCUUCUAGUUUCUUCACCUUCAUAUUCAGGCGAUCUGUCCGAAUUGACCCAGUGAGUCCGUUUCUCUUUCAGGUUCUUUUCAGCUGAUUGUUUCUAAGAAGGUAAACUUUCACCUUCACCGACUCUAAUCUCCAUUGUUUUGUUCCCCUAGAGCUCAAGAAAGAUGGCUUGAGUUCUCUUUGUUUCUCUCUCUUGGAGUCCUUUAUUAGUAGUGCUUCCUAUCCUUCAAUGUCUUUGGGAUUCCAGUGCUGGGAUCUUAGCUUCUUGUAAUCUGGUUUUUAGCUAGUUUUUCUUGUUUAGGGACUGGAUUUUUGGUGUUUGUUUAGCUAGUCCUUGAUCUGGUCACAUAAAGGUUUGAGCUUGAUUUGAGUGCUUAAUCACCUAGAUCUCUGCUUUAUUUAUCCUUGUCAAGCUUCAGUUUUGAGCUUGCUUUGUUUCUGUUUUGGGUGUUGAUUUCGUGGGUUCUGAUAAAAAGAGACUUUAUAGGCUGUUUUGUUGAGGUUGAGUCCAUGAGAAGCAUGGAUAAGUGUUUCUGUGCUUCUGUUCUUGUUCUUCUUUGCUUGUUAUCGUCAAUUCAAGUUAUUUUUGCUGCAAAUUAUGUUCCCACUGAGAAAACCCUCCUAGACUGUGGGGCCAACUCCGAUCUACCUGAUUCGGAUGGUCGAGGUUGGACCUCAGAUAAGGGUUCUUCAUUCUUGUCUUCCUCUGGAAAAUCAUCCACAGCCACUGCUUCCACUCAAGAUCCUGCCGUUCCCCAAGUUCCCUAUCUAACAGCUCGCAUUUUUCAGUCAAGUUUUACCUAUAGUUUCCCAGUGGUUUCUGGUCAUAAAUUCGUUCGUUUGUAUUUCUAUCCUUCUUCAUACAAUGGGCUUAAUGCGUCCGAUGCUCUCUUUUCUGUUACUGCUGGGUCUUAUACACUUCUUAGCAAUUUUAGUGUUGCUCAAACCACGGAUGCUUUGAAUUAUGUUUCAAUCAUGAAGGAGUAUUUGAUCAAUGUGAAUGAUGAUACAUUGAACAUAACUUUUAGUCCGUCUUCAAAUCCUUCAAGUGCUUAUGCAUUUGUAAACGGGAUUGAAAUUGUGUCAAUGCCGGACAUUUAUAGUAAUGCUAAUGGAGUGAUGAUUGUCGGCCAAGGUGUCCCAUAUGUCAUUGACAAUACUACUGCCCUUGAGAAUGUAUAUAGGUUAAACGUGGGAGGUAAUAGCAUCACCCCAUCUGGUGAUACAGGUCUAUUUCGAUCCUGGUCUGAUGAUCAAAUAUAUCUUUAUGGGUCAGCAUUUGGUGUUCCAGAGAGUGCUGAUCCAAAUGUGAAGAUUAGAUAUCCUCCAGGGAUGCCCUCAUAUGUUGCCCCAGAUAAUGUGUAUCUCACUGCUAGAUCGAUGGGGCCAGCUCCUAAUGUCAACUUGAAUUACAAUUUGACUUGGAUAUUUAGCGUGGACUCUGGUUUCAAUUACUUGGUUAGGCUCCAUUUCUGUGAGAUUUCAAAUAUAACCAAGAUCAAUCAGAGGGUAUUUGACAUCUUUCUCAAUAAUCAAACUGUUGAAGAAGCAGCGGAUGUCAUUGCCUGGGCAGGGGGGAAUGGGAACAAUGGAGUUCCGGUUAUUAAAGAUUAUGUCGUGCUAGUUCCUACUGGGCCUCCACAGCAGGAUAUGUGGCUUGCACUUCAUCCUGAUCUGAAAGCCAAGCCCCAGUAUUAUGAUUCAAUAUUAAAUGGUGUGGAAAUUUUCAAGCUAAGCAGUCCAAAUGGUAAUCUUGCUGGACCAAAUCCAAUUCCUGCUCCUGAACAGGACAUCAUUGAUCCCUCAAGGGCCAGACCAGCUUCUGGAUCUGGUCAUUCAAAGAGCCAAACAGCGAUUAUAGCUGGAGGUGUGAGUGGUGGGGUUGUUCUAGCCGUUGUCAUUGGUUUUUGUGUUCUUGCUGCAUCCAGACGCCAUAGACAAGGGAAGGAGGCAAGUUCAAGUGAUGGACCAUCUGGGUGGCUUCCUCUUUCUCUUUAUGGAAAUUCACACUCUGCGGGUUCAGCCAAGACAAAUACUACAGGAAGUUAUGCUUCCUCUUUACCUUCAAACCUUUGCCGGCACUUCUCAUUCGCUGAGAUCAAGUCUGCGACCAACAACUUUGAUGAGGCUUUGCUCCUUGGGGUGGGAGGUUUUGGUAAAGUUUACAAGGGAGAAAUUGAUGGUGGAACAACUAAAGUUGCAAUCAAGCGUGGUAAUCCACUCUCUGAGCAAGGAGUGCAUGAGUUCCAGACUGAAAUUGAAAUGCUUUCAAAACUUCGACAUCGUCACCUUGUUUCACUGAUUGGUUACUGUGAAGAAAAUACUGAGAUGAUUCUUGUUUAUGAUUACAUGGCUCAUGGAACAUUGCGUGAACAUUUAUACAAAACCCAAAAGCCCCCUUUGCCAUGGAAGCAAAGACUUGAAAUAUGCAUUGGGGCUGCUCGUGGUUUACACUAUCUCCACACUGGGGCGAAGCACACUAUUAUCCACCGUGAUGUUAAGACAACUAACAUUCUUUUGGAUGAGAAGUGGGUUGCCAAGGUCUCUGAUUUUGGGCUGUCAAAGACAGGCCCUACUUUGGAUCACACUCAUGUCAGCACUGUUGUCAAAGGUAGUUUUGGUUAUCUGGAUCCAGAGUACUUCAGGAGGCAACAACUAACUGAAAAAUCCGACGUGUACUCAUUUGGAGUUGUGCUGUUUGAGAUCCUGUGUGCUCGACCAGCCUUGAACCCAACACUGCCUAAGGAACAGGUGAGCCUGGCAGAAUGGGCUGCUCAUUGCCAUAAGAAAGGCAUUCUUGAUCAGAUUCUUGACCCCUAUCUGAAGGGGAAGAUCACACCUGAAUGCUUCAAGAAGUUUGCUGAGACUGCAAUGAAGUGCGUCUCUGACCAAAGCAUUGACAGGCCUUCAAUGGGUGAUGUCCUCUGGAACCUAGAGUUUGCGUUGCAGCUACAAGAGAGUGCAGAGGAUGGUGGCAAGGGUAUUGUAGGUGCAGAUGAUGAGGAGGUGCCAUUCAAUGUUACCUAUAAAGGGAAAGCUCCUGAUGCUUCCCCCGGUUAUGAUGGUAUUGUGACUGAUUCAAGAAGCAGUGGAAUCAGCAUGAGCAUAGGCGGCCGGAGCCUUGCUAGCGAAGACUCUGAUGGCUUAACACCAAGCGCUGUUUUCUCGCAGAUCAUGAACCCGAAAGGACGAUGAGCUGAUCAAAAUCCAGGAAGGCAGUUUGCAAUCUACUGUCAAUCGUCAAACAAACUCAAUUUGGCAUUUUUUUUCUUUAGUUUUUUCUUGUCUAAUUCAUUUAGUUACCUUUUCCCCUCGUUCUGAUAUGUUUUGAUCAGAUCAGUUACUAUAAUUUGUAUCUACAAUUUACCUGAAGAGUGUAAAAUAAAGUUGUGUAACUUCCUUUGGCA